Molecule: messenger RNA, 1908 nt
Organism: Cryphonectria parasitica EP155
Lineage: Eukaryota; Fungi; Ascomycota; Sordariomycetes; Diaporthales; Cryphonectriaceae
Product: serine/threonine-protein kinase nrc-2
Exons: 4
Coding region: 1-1908 (635 amino acids)
Biological process (GO): protein phosphorylation
Cellular component (GO): plasma membrane; nucleus; cytoplasm
Molecular function (GO): protein serine/threonine kinase activity; ATP binding
Source: RefSeq, a predicted model, not a curated record
AUGCCCUCGUCGUCGUCGUCCAAGCAGCCCAAUGGCAACAGCCACUUUCCCCAGAAGCUGAAGAACUUCUUCCGCAUCUCCAGCUUUAACAACGAGAAGGGUCUCUCCAUCUCCUCCACCGGCGCCGCUGGCGACUCACACUCUCACUUCGUCGGCGCCAACGGCUCCGGCAAGACCGACAAGAACUCGUUCCGCCAGUCCAGGUUCUUCGCCACCGUCGGCCGCCUCCGGAGCACCACCACCGCCAGCGAGGGCCACCCGCUCGACGAGGCCCUCAGCCCGACUGCCCACGCCAACCCUUACUUUGCCCACCAGGGCCCGCCCGCCCUGCGUCACCACAACGAGGGUUCCGUGCCACCCUCUCCGCCCGACACCCCCGAGCUCAAGGUCGACGGCCCCGGCGGCAGCCCCGCCGAGCAGCCCACCGCCGCCACCAAGGAGGAGCUCGCCCGCAAGCUCAGGAGGGUUGCCAGCGCCCCCAACGCCCAGGGCCUCUUCUCCAAGGGCGCCAAGGGCAGCGGCGAGAGGCCCGCCACCGCAGAGCUUGGGAAGGAACCCCUCGUCGAGAACAAGAGCGCCAGCACCCUGGGUCUCGUCUCCAGCAGCGAUGCCACCGAUCCAAACAGCCUUGCCCUCGCCGUCCCCGAUUCCGACGGCCUCUCCCCCUUGCCCUCACCGGGCCGCACCCCCUUGGCCUUUAGGAGGACCUACAGCUCGAAUUCCAUCAAGGUCAGGAACGUCGAGGUCGGCCCGUCUAGCUUCGACAAGAUCAAGCUGAUCGGCAAGGGAGAUGUCGGCAAGGUCUACCUCGUCAAGGAGAAGAAGAGCAGCCGGCUGUAUGCCAUGAAAGUGCUGAGCAAGAAGGAGAUGAUCAAGCGCAACAAGAUCAAGAGGGCCCUGGCUGAGCAGGAGAUUCUCGCGACCAGCAAUCACCCCUUCAUCGUCACUCUCUACCACUCCUUCCAGUCUGAGGAUUACCUCUACCUGUGCAUGGAGUACUGCAGCGGCGGGGAGUUCUUCAGGGCCCUACAGACCCGCCCUGGCAAGUGCAUAGCCGAGGAUGAUGCGCGCUUCUACGCUGCAGAGGUCACCGCCGCCCUGGAGUACCUCCACCUCAUGGGUUUCAUCUAUCGUGACCUGAAGCCAGAGAAUAUCCUGCUUCAUCAGUCUGGGCACAUCAUGCUUUCUGAUUUUGACCUGUCAAAGCAGUCCGACCCGGGCGGCAAGCCCACCAUGAUUGUCGGCAAGAAUGGCGCGAGCACGACCUCCCUGCCCACGAUCGACACCAAAUCCUGCAUUGCCAACUUUCGCACCAACUCGUUCGUCGGAACUGAGGAGUAUAUCGCACCCGAGGUCAUUAAGGGAAGCGGCCACACGAGCGCUGUCGACUGGUGGACUCUGGGAAUCCUGAUCUACGAGAUGCUGUUCGGCACGACCCCGUUCAAGGGAAAGAACAGGAAUGCGACGUUUGCAAAUAUCCUCAGGGAGGAUGUUCCGUUUCCAGAUCACUCGAAUUCCCCUCAGAUAUCAAAUCUCUGCAAGUCCUUGAUCCGCAAGCUGCUCAUCAAGGAUGAGAACCGUCGCCUGGGCGCCCGCGCAGGGGCAUCUGAUAUCAAGGUGCAUCCUUUCUUCAGAACAACCCAGUGGGCUCUGAUCCGGCACAUGAAGCCCCCCAUCGUCCCGAACCCAGCCCGUGGCCUGGAUACGAGCAACUUCCGCAACGUGAAGGAGAGCGAGAGCGUGGAUAUCAGCGGUUCCCGGCCUAUGAAUGGUGUGCCGCUGGAUAGUGGCCUGGCCACACCCGGCGGGGAGAUGGUCGACCCGUUCGAGGAGUUCAACAGCGUGACGCUGCAUCAUGAUGGUGACGAGCACGAUUCCGAUGCUGGAUACGACUCGUCCCCCCACUGA